AUGGCAGAGACCAUACGCCCAGCUAAGUCUACCAGAACCAGAAAUAAGCCUCCUUUCCUCAAGAAGGCCCCCAAGCCGGACGUUGUAGCGUUGAUGGUUUUGGCUUCUUCGCUUUCUCGUUUGUACUUCUCGCAUCCAUAUUUUCCUGCUGAUACCUUCAAGAUGUCUGACUUUGGCGGAGAUGACCAUGACGACCGCGAGGAGACUGGCCUCGACUAUGAGCCAGCUGAAGACUUCUAUGACGAUACUGCGGUUGAUGACUAUGCGGUGGAUGACCAGCAAGAAGAAGGUUAUGCGGUGCUGAACGGUGAUGGACAGCCUGUCACUACCAACGGAGAGAACGGCGACCCAAAUGCCUCCUCCGGCCAGGGACAAGGGAAAACAAUACUGCAGCAACGUGAGAAGAAAGUUGCCAAUGAUCAGCGGACAACAACACCAUACAUGACCAACAUGAAUGCCCCUAUCCUUGUCGAUUUGGAGGGCGAGACCGAUCCCCUCCAAAUUGCUCUUAAAGAGCUCAAUCAGAAGAAAAUCCCACUAAUUAUCAGGAGGUAUCUUCCAGACGGAUGGUUAGUACUUCCAUAG
Trichophyton benhamiae CBS 112371 is the source of this 585-nucleotide messenger RNA. RefSeq lists its product as uncharacterized. Gene Ontology annotation, cellular component: RNA polymerase II, core complex; RNA polymerase I complex; RNA polymerase III complex. Gene Ontology annotation, molecular function: DNA-directed RNA polymerase activity; DNA binding. The record is from RefSeq and is a predicted model, not a curated record. Gene Ontology annotation, biological process: DNA-templated transcription. The coding region runs from base 1 to 585 and encodes 194 amino acids. Lineage: Eukaryota; Fungi; Ascomycota; Eurotiomycetes; Onygenales; Arthrodermataceae. The transcript has 4 exons.